AUGUAUUCAAGCGACGAUUAUAAUGAGGGUGGAUAUGAAUCGCAUGGUGAUUAUGAACCACAUACUGGAGAUCCUCAAUAUGAUCUUGAUCAUGAUAGAUCCUACUAUCAAAUGCCGGAAAUGGUAAAGAAAUUCCUCAUCUACUUCAGGAACAUGAUCAAUGAGGGUGUUACAUAUGAGAUUCUGAAUCUCUAUGAGAAUACAUUCCCAAAAUUAACAGAGCAAUACUUUGAAAAUACACCAUGGCCUGAUGAGAAAGAAGUCUCUCCCAUCGUUGAUAAUGAUCAUGUAUUCAUGAUCCUCUACAAGGAGUUAUAUUUCCGUGAUAUAUAUGCGCGAGUUCCGGGGGGUCCCAAGCCUGAACAGCGGUUCCUCUCCUUUUACAACUACUGUGAUCUGUUCAACUACAUCUUAUCUGCAGAGACACCUGUACCAUUGGAGCUACCUGACCAAUGGUUGUGGGAAUUGAUUGAUGAAUUUGUGUAUCAAUUCCAGUCUUUUGCGCAAUACCGCUCUCGCACAUCAAAACUAAGUCCAGCUGAAAUUGAUGCUCUCAACACUGACAAUAAGGCUUGGAAUGUUCUUUGCAUCCUAAAUGUUCUUCACUCCCUUGUUGACAAAUCUAACAUCAAACGCCAGCUUGAGGUGUAUGCCGCAGGCGGUGACCCUGACUCCGUUGCUGGCGAAUUUGGGCGUCAUUCACUUUACAAGAUGCUUGGAUACUUCUCACUUGUAGGGUUAUUACGCUUACACUCCUUACUUGGGGACUAUUAUCAAGCAAUCAAGGUUCUUGAAAACAUUGAGUUGCACAAGAAGUCCCAGUAUUCACAUGUGCCAGCUUGCCAGAUCUCAACGUCGUACUACGUUGGCUUUGCAUACAUGAUGAUGCGGCGUUACGCGGACGCCAUACGCACUCUCUCCUCUGCCUUACUGUACAUGCAGCGUACGAAACAGCUGUUCUCAUCCCGUUCAUACCAGAACGACCAGAUCAAUAAGCAGACUGAACAAAUGUACAACCUCCUCGCUAUCUGCUUGGUACUACAUCCGCAGUGCGUCGACGAAUCCAUUCAACAGGUGCUCCGCGAGAAGAAUUACCACGAGAAGAUGUUUAAGAUGCAGUACGGGGAUCUCGGAGAGUUUGAGAGUUGUUUCACCAUGGCUUGUCCUAAAUUCCUCUCAGCUUGUCCGCCGCCAAUUGAACCUGGCUCCAACUAUGGCCGGGACGCUGUCAAGCAUCAGACACAAGUCUUUAUGGAUGAGGUCCGUCAGCAAAAAAUGCUACCUACAAUCCGUUCAUACUUGAAGCUCUACACAACCCUCCCACUCGCUAAGUUGGCCGCUUUUAUGUCUGCUGCACGCGGUGGAGACCGCGAGGCUGCUCGAGAGCAGGCUGCUCUUGCGAUUCAUCUGCUGUGCUUCAAGCACAAGAUGAAGAAUGUAGUAUGGACCAAGGGUCCAAGUGGACUCGACGGAAAGUUCCAAAGUGGUUCUGAGUUGGACUUCUAUAUCGACAACGACAUGAUCCAUAUCGCUGACACAAAGGUGGCACAUCGCUACGGAGACUUUUUCAUCCGAAAACUUCUUAAAUUCGAAGAACUCAACCGAAAAUUACACCAUAUUAAAAUCUAA
Leptosia nina is the source of this 1629-nucleotide messenger RNA. Lineage: Eukaryota; Metazoa; Arthropoda; Insecta; Lepidoptera; Pieridae. The record is from the annotation of a GenBank genome assembly.